Parnassius apollo (apollo) is the source of this 1068-nucleotide messenger RNA. NCBI's taxonomy places the organism in Eukaryota, Metazoa, Arthropoda, Insecta, Lepidoptera, Papilionidae. The record is from the annotation of a GenBank genome assembly.
AUGACGCUCGGAACCGUGGAUGAUCAAGGUCGAAUAUCAGCAUACCCUGACUAUGCAUGGCAUGACAACCAGGAUUUAAACUGCAAUGGGAUGACGUCGGUCUUCAGAGUGGCGAUAGAUGAAUGCAAUCGGCUGUGGGUAAUGGACACCGGGAAAAUAGGAGCGAAGCAAGUGUGCCCCCCACAAGUGCUCGCCUUUGACCUGAGCACUGACCAGUUGAUAUAUCGGCAUAUCGUCAAAGAGACCAGCUACAAACCAUGGUCGGCCUUUGUUACUCCCGUUGUGGAUGUAAGGAAGAACGGCGGCGACUGUAGUGACACGUUCCUGUACGUUGCUGAUUUGCGCGGAUUCGGAUUUUUGGUCUUGGACGUCACCAACGAUCGCACCUGGAGGGUAACACAUCGAUUGGCUUUUCCUUUCCCAUCACGUGGAACAUUUACCAUCGAUGGAGAGAGUUUUGACUUGAUGGAUGGUGUGUUGGGGAUGGCACUGUCACCGCUGCAUACUGGCAAGGAUCGUUACUUGUACUUCCACGCACUUGCCUCCACCACUGAGAACGUAGUGCGAACCAGCAUACUACGAAACUCAUCAUUUAUCGACGACGUGAAUGCUCAGCCUCAAUCAAUGAACGUAUUCCCCGAAGAGCGCCCUAACCAAUCUGUUGCCAAAGCUAUGGACCGUAACGGUAUCCUGUACUUCGGUCUGAUGGACCCACCCAGCAUUUGGUGCUGGAACUCCGAGACGGAAUUCUCCCCACGGAACUUCCAUCCGGUCGCCGUUAAUCAAGAAACAUUGCAAUUCGCAAGCGGCUUAAAAAUUGUCAACAACCUCAAAGGAGAGCAAGAAUUGUGGGUAUUGACCAAUAGCUUCCAAAGAAUGAUGACGGGAUCUCUCAGUUCGAACAGAGUUAACUUCAGAAUUCACGCUGAGGAAAUAUCGGUUUUAAUGGCAAACUCGCCAUGUGCCGUCGCCUCAAAGGACCGGAACCACGGUCAUUAUGCGAAUUUAAUUUCAAUGAAAGACGACAAUCAUAUCAUGUUCAGAUAUGGCGCUGUAUCAUAUCUUUAG